Molecule: messenger RNA, 4636 nt
Organism: Drosophila yakuba
Lineage: Eukaryota; Metazoa; Arthropoda; Insecta; Diptera; Drosophilidae
Gene: MEP-1
Exons: 7
Coding region: 233-3685 (1150 amino acids)
Biological process (GO): regulation of gene expression
Cellular component (GO): nucleus
Source: RefSeq, a predicted model, not a curated record
AUUAAAAAAAAACCCCACGCAAAAUUUUCGGAUUUUCCCUGGUUAUUUUGCAAAGAAAACGGUCUUUCAUUUGCUGGCAGUUCGGUUUUUUGUUUAUUGUGAUCAAGGGACCAAAAGGGAGGCGAAACAAAACAACAACCUGCCGAUUGUGACGGGAAAAUGUGAAUAAACACAAACAGCUGGAAGAAAAACCGACUUGGGCACAUUCCACGGAGCAGAGAACGGACCUCAAAUGACUGAAGUCGAUGUCGUUUUGCCGGAGGGCGUGGCCGAGCCCACGACAAAGCUUGCCAGCGCAUCAAGUUCCCCAAAACAGAGUAAACCAUCAGCAGAUGACGAUGAGCAGCAGGUCACAACAGUGGACGAGAAGGAGCAAGUGGUCGAGGAGCAGCAGGAGGAGGUGGAGCACCUGGAGGAUGUCCCUUCCAAUGAGAAGCUCGAGCUGCUUUCUGCGGGCGACAAGGACAUCGUUAAAGAGGAUGUGGCCCAGGCAUCUCCACAAGCUCCAGUGCCGGACGAGAUAAUGGAGGUGGAUGGGACCGAAGACGUGGAGGAAAACGAAGUGGGGAACGACGACGAAGACUCACAGAUUACCAGCAGCAGCUCGAAGGAGCCCAAACUGGAUGAGGAAGAGGAGGAGGAGGCUACCACAAACGGAGAUGGGGAUCACGAGCCAGAGGACGAAGACGAGGCCGAGAAGAUCGGUAGCACAGCGGAAAACAGCUGCGAGGCUGAAGAUCCACUGGGAGCAGUCACAGUUCAGGAGAAUGAACUAGAUAGCGGAAAGAAACCGCAUCUAGAUGGCGAGGAGAGUGUGGCCAGCGACGGGGUCGUCGAGGAAGAGCCACCAGCAAAGCAGGAGAACGGGUUUGGGGCUAGUCCCAAGCAGAAGGAAAACGGCCAAGCCAGCAUAGCAGAGGCCAGGGCGGCAAUAGCUCCCUCCGAUGGUGGUGUGGUCAACCUGGACGAGGACAGUGACGAGGAAAUGGAGGAUAUAACGGAGCACAAGGAGCCGGCCAAGCCCACAGAACAGGCAGCCAAACCAGCUUCUUCCAGUGGUGGCGAAUCCUCCGACGAUGCUGUUCUGAUAGCCUCUGAUUCCGAUACGGAGGCGCCAGCUCCACCGCCGCCAAUAAAGAAACUCCCGCCAGUUGUCAAGGCCACCCCUCCGCCGCCCGUGCAGGAUGAUGAGGACGAUGACGACGACGACUGCGUCGUGAUUGAGGAUGACACACCGCCAAGUAUUUCGCCCAGCGGCAAGCGCAAGAGCGACCUGGAUGACCCGCAGCUUCAACAGCCCAGCCACAAGAGACAGCGUAGUUCGACGCCCUCGGGAAUGGGCCAGCUUACCAUCAAGGAUGCCCGCUCUUUGAUGCCUCUCGAUGGCAGUCCGAGCUCUGUGUCGGGUCCCCGAGAUUCUGUCUACCCGGUGACCAUAACGAAUGCUGUGACUGGAGCGGCCACCAAUUUGGGUGUUGUGCCGCCCAAGCUAGUUCCCAUGACGGGCGGCAUGAGCGCCAGUCCAGUGCAGCUAAAUCCGCCAACGUUAUCGCUAACUGGGCUGCCCAGCAUGACCAACAACGCCAACCUUCUGCCCGGACUCACCGACGAUAUGUUCGUCUUGGAAGCGCCCUCCUUCAUUGUACCCUACAUCUAUGAAAAACCACCACGGGAAAACAUCUGCGAGGUCGUCAAGGCAAUCGAAACCAAGUAUGCGCUGUCUCCUGAGGAUUUGGCCGAGGCAGACAAGGGCGACGAGUUCGACAUGAUGACCGAGCAAAACAAAGAGGACAAGCCAGCGGACGCGGCCGAUGAGAGCGGCAAGAAGAAAAAGAAAAAACGUGGUGACGACGAGUCCUGGUCGGAGCAGUCUGACGAUGAUGAUGACGAGGACGACGACGACGACUCGGAGUCGGGAGUGCGAACUAAGGUGCUGAUCAAGGAGGCAAACGACGACCUGAGCGCCUUAAAGGUGGCCAUCAAGCCUGCCGCCGCCUUGGCAACAGCGGGCGGAGUGUCGGUAAACAAUCCGGGAGGCAACAAGCCAGGACAGGAGAACUACUUUGAGAGUCCGUUGGGCAAGUUCUUUAUGGACAUUGGAGUAGGUCUGGUGCAGGAGUACGUUCAGUCGGAUCUGUUGCGUCUGCAGAAGCGCAAGAUGCGUAAGGCGCAGGUACAAAAUUCCAAGGAGUUUGAGAUGGCCAUCAAUGCGCUGUCUGGCAACCUGCAGGCAUCAAAAACGAAAAACGCGCCCUUCAAGUUCAGAAUGAAGCGAUGCGAGUUCUGCAACUUCAAGUCGGAGUCUGCCAUGGCGAUGGCCAAUCAUUACGAGACGCCGCAUAUGAACGGAGUGCUGUACAAGUGUAACUUCUGCACGUUUGAGAUACGGAACGCCACGGAGAUUGUCUACCACAUGGAGGCGGUGCACAACAUAAAGGCGCGAUUAAUAAAGCCACUGCCCUACCACCAGUGUCCCAACUGCGGCUUUGAGGAUAAUGGAAAGGCAAAGCUGGCCCGUCAUCAGCCUGUAUGCGCCAAGAAGUUCCGGCCGGAGCUAAACCUGGCGCCGCCAAACGACUGGGAAGCACCGGCCAAGAUACCGCGCAUCAAGCCACGUCAUGGUCUUGUGGGCACUGCCACCGCCUAUCAGGCUAUGGCUGCACAGGCAGCCGCACAAAAGGCCGCUUUGGCUAACAUCCAGCAGCAGCAAGCGGCGGCGCAGGCGAGGAAUAACCUUCAGGCCGCGUUAGCUGCCCAGAAUGCGGCCAAGAUGCGUCAGCGAGCCCCACAGCCACCCAAACAGAACAUGGUGCGAAAUCCGGCGCCUGUGCGCGGAGGCAACGCGAUGAAUGCAGGACUCUCGUUGCCCAACAGCUAUCAGCUGGCUGCCGGACAGCUUGUCCAGGCGUCCAAGAAGCCGAUGGCCGGACAGCCCAGCAUCUCGAUAACGCCAUUACCUCGACAGAGCUCGGUGGGUGCCGGAGCGGGAGCCUCGUCCAGCAAGGCGCCACAAGCGGCUACAGGAAUGAAGCCCGGUCAGAGUCCCAGCGGUAAUAACAAGGCACAAUUUGUUAUCUGCGAGAUAUGCGACGGCUACAUAAAGGAUCUGGAGCAGCUGCGCAACCACAUGCAGUGGAUGCACAAAGUGAAGAUUCACCCGAAAAUGAUCUACAAUAGGCCGCCUUUGAAUUGCCAAAAGUGCCAGUUCCGGUUCUUUACGGAUCAGGGAUUGGAAAGACACUUGUUGGGCUCACAUGGCUUGGUCACAAGUUCUAUGCAGGAGGCUGCCAACAAGGGCAAGGAUGCUGGUCGCUGUCCAGUCUGUGGAAGGAUGUACCAAUGGAAACUGCUGAAUCACGUGUCGCGCGAUCAUCAUAUGACCCUGAAGCCCGCUCACCUGUCCUACAAGUGCACCGUUUGCACGGCGACCUUCGGCAUGUACAAACAAUUUGAGACGCACGUUUACACCGCUCACAGUACCGUGGCCAGAAAGGCGAUGGACAGCAAGAAGAACAGUGCGCAGUCCAGCGGUUCGGGAUCUGGGGCAGGGAUGUCGCGCAGUUCGUUGGGAGCGGCCAAUGACUCUCUGCUGAAGCCACUUAAGAUAAACGAUGAGAUCACCAUCAUACCACAGCCCGCAUCGAAGCCACGCAUCACAAAUAUGGAGAGUCAUGUCAUAGAUUAAAGAGCAUGUUGAAUCAACCAAAAACCUAAUCUCGCAACGUUUGCAGCAUUGACAGCGCUUUAACAUUAGUUUCGUUUUUAAGCCCAACGUGACCUUGGCGCCCCCAAGGUCCCGCCCUUUUACUUCUGUAAGUCGGAUUGUAUAAAGAACAAGAGAAUAAACAGAAACUGGAGCGGACGGGAACAAGAAAGCAGAGUGGAAAGCCGUCGCGUUGACCACCUGACCUGUUACCCCUGACAAAACAAGGGUAGCCCGCACUUGAUGCGGUCUAAACACCCACACACCAGCUACAGGAUACGCGAUACACAUAACGCUAACGGCAUAGAUUCACUAGAGAUACUAGUUACGGAUUUUAGUUACAUACGUUUUGGAGUGUGCACAUAAGUUGAAGUUGUAGCUACUACUAAAAUAUACCACAUACAUACAUAUAUAAUUAACUAUAUUUAAAGCAUAUUAUGAAGAAGCCGCCAGAGCGCAUCGUCAGCAUGAUGACUAUGUAAAUUAGUUAAAAACUAAACUAUUUAUACGAAAACUACGAGUAUGUGUGUUGCAGUAUGUAUAUACAUUUUGAAUAGGUCCCCGCCCACGCAGAUAGCGUGCUACGUUUCGUUUCUUCUCUCGAAUCUUCUAGCUUAUUUGUACGAACAGUCGAUGAGGCAGAGAUGAAGUUUCAUGAAGCGAAGCGUGGGAGGAGGACUCUUCUAAACUGAUCUGAGAGACGUUCGACAUUUUACUUUUUGUGUACAAGUUUAAACUUAUAUUUAUAUUACACAUUAUCUAUUAAUAUUAAAAUAUAUAUCAUCUAUUACCACCUAAGAUCCCCAUGUAAUACAGUUAUAAUGCAAAACCACACACAACCAACCAACCAACCAACAACAACAACAAACAAACAACAAACUGAAAAUGAGAAAAUUAAAAACCUAGUUAAUAUAAAAUGCGACGACCACAGCA